GUUGCUUCAGUGAGUUGAGCUACCAUACAGUUCUAACCUUCAAAUAUGGCAUCUUCCUUGCCUGCUGUAGCAGAAGUGGAAGAAAUGCCACUGUCUUUUUAAGCUAGGAAGCUUUCCUUUUUCUUCUUCUUCUUCUAUUUUAAAAUUCUAAUCAUGGACGCUUCUUCUGAUCCCUAUUUGCCUUACGAUGGGGGAGGAGACAAUAUUCCCCUGAGGGAAUUACAUAAAAGAGGAACUCAUUAUACAAUGACAAAUGGAGGCAGCAUUAACAGUUCUACACAUUUAUUGGAUCUUUUGGAUGAACCGAUUCCUGGUGUUGGUACCUAUGAUGAUUUCCAUACUAUUGACUGGGUGCGUGAGAAAUGUAAAGAUAGAGAAAGACAUAGAAGGAUUAACAGCAAAAAGAAAGAAUCAGCAUGGGAAAUGACAAAAAGUUUGUAUGAUGCGUGGUCAGGAUGGCUAGUAGUAACACUUACAGGAUUGGCAUCAGGGGCCUUGGCUGGAUUAAUAGAUAUUGCUGCUGAUUGGAUGACAGACUUAAAGGAAGGCAUUUGCCUAAGUGCACUGUGGUACAACCAUGAACAGUGUUGUUGGGGAUCUAAUGAAACAACAUUUGAAGAGAGGGAUAAAUGUCCACAGUGGAAAACAUGGGCAGAAUUAAUCAUAGGUCAAGCAGAGGGUCCUGGUUCUUACAUCAUGAACUACAUCAUGUACAUCUUCUGGGCCUUGAGUUUUGCCUUUCUUGCUGUUUCUUUGGUAAAAGUAUUUGCUCCAUAUGCCUGUGGCUCUGGAAUUCCAGAGAUUAAGACUAUUUUGAGUGGAUUCAUCAUCAGAGGUUACUUGGGAAAAUGGACUUUAAUGAUCAAAACUAUCACAUUAGUCCUUGCUGUGGCAUCAGGUUUGAGUUUAGGGAAAGAAGGGCCCCUGGUACAUGUUGCCUGCUGCUGUGGAAAUAUUUUUUCCUACCUCUUUCCAAAGUACAGCACAAAUGAAGCUAAAAAGAGGGAGGUGCUAUCAGCUGCCUCUGCUGCAGGUGUUUCUGUAGCCUUUGGUGCACCCAUUGGAGGAGUUCUUUUUAGCCUUGAGGAGGUUAGCUAUUAUUUUCCUCUUAAAACUUUAUGGAGGUCAUUUUUUGCUGCUUUAGUGGCUGCAUUUGUUUUGAGAUCCAUCAACCCAUUUGGUAACAGUCGUUUGGUCCUUUUUUAUGUGGAGUAUCAUACGCCUUGGUACCUUUUUGAACUGUUUCCUUUUAUUCUCCUCGGGGUAUUUGGAGGACUUUGGGGAGCCUUCUUUAUUAGAGCAAAUAUUGCCUGGUGUCGUCGCCGAAAGUCUACUAAAUUUGGGAAAUAUCCUGUUCUUGAAGUCAUUAUUGUUGCAGCCAUUACUGCUGUAAUAGCCUUCCCUAAUCCAUAUACGAGGCUCAACACCAGUGAACUGAUUAAAGAACUUUUUACAGACUGCGGUCCUCUGGAAUCCUCUUCUCUUUGUGAUUAUAGAAAUGACAUGAACGCCAGUAAAAUUGUUGACGAUAUUCCUGAUCGUCCAGCAGGCCUUGGUGUAUAUUCAGCUAUAUGGCAGUUAUGCCUAGCACUCAUAUUUAAAAUCAUAAUGACAGUAUUCACUUUCGGUAUCAAGGUUCCAUCAGGCUUGUUCAUCCCCAGCAUGGCUAUUGGAGCAAUUGCCGGAAGGAUUGUGGGGAUAGCUGUGGAACAGCUUGCAUACUAUCACCACGACUGGUUUAUCUUUAAGGAGUGGUGUGAGGUUGGGGCUGACUGCAUUACACCUGGCCUUUAUGCCAUGGUUGGUGCUGCUGCAUGCUUAGGUGGUGUGACAAGAAUGACUGUCUCAUUGGUGGUCAUUGUUUUUGAACUUACUGGAGGCCUGGAAUAUAUUGUUCCCCUUAUGGCUGCAGUAAUGACCAGUAAAUGGGUUGGAGAUGCUUUUGGCAGGGAAGGCAUCUAUGAAGCACACAUCCGAUUAAAUGGAUACCCAUUCUUGGAUGCAAAAGAAGAAUUUACUCAUACCACCCUGGCUGCUGACGUCAUGAGACCUCGAAGAAAUGAUCCUCCCUUAGCUGUCUUGACACAGGACAAUAUGACAGUGGAUGAUAUAGAAAACAUGAUUAAUGAAACCAGCUAUAAUGGCUUCCCUGUCAUAAUGUCAAAAGAAUCUCAAAGAUUAGUAGGAUUUGCUCUCAGAAGAGACCUGACAAUUGCAAUAGAAAGUGCCAGGAAAAAACAAGAAGGUAUCGUGGGCAGUUCUCGUGUGUGUUUUGCACAGCAUACUCCAUCUCUUCCAGCAGAAAGUCCUCGGCCUUUGAAACUUAGAAGCAUUCUCGAUAUGAGUCCUUUUACAGUGACAGAUCACACACCAAUGGAGAUUGUGGUGGAUAUUUUCCGAAAGCUGGGUCUGAGGCAAUGCCUUGUAACUCACAAUGGGAUUGUCUUGGGAAUCAUCACAAAGAAGAACAUAUUAGAACAUCUCGAGCAACUAAAGCAGCACGUCGAACCCCUGACGCCUCCUUGGCAUUAUAACAAAAAAAGAUAUCCUCCGUCAUAUGGCCCAGACGGCAAACCAAGACCCCGCUUCAAUAAUGUUCAACUGAGUCCCAUAGAUGAGAGAGAGAAAACAGAAGAGGAAGUUCAUUUGUUGAAUAACACAACUCUUUAACAUGAGGGAGUCGUCUGCUUUUUUUUUCUCCUAAAAAAUGAAUUAUAAAAGCCAGGUCUUUGCAACAUGGUUUGCAAAUAAUAUGCUGGUGGAAUGGAGUUCCUUGGGGAGGGAAAGGAGAGAAGGAAAUGAGUGAGGGACUUCCCUGUUUAACAUCUAAUGGAAAGCAGCAAAUCAACUUCUGUUCUGCACUGGAUCACUGGAUGCAUUCAGCUAAGGACCUACCACGAUAGUGCAGGCUGAGCCUCAGCAGAGAGGACACCAGCGCCCUGGAGCACCUGGCCUGUAACUCCAACAUUGCAAAAACCUGUUCUCGGUCCCUAUUUCUGGAGGGAUUUCUUUGAAUUGAGCCAUCUCUAUGACUGCAAAGUCUUGCCCAUUUUUUUCCUCCCUCCAAUCAAAACUUCUGCUUAAUUCAUUCCAGAAGAGCUUUUAUUUCUUUGUUUCUUGAGUUGUAAACAUAGUCUUUAAAUUGGUGUGCCCUUUUGAAGCAGUCCUUUCUCAUAUUGAGAUGUACUGAGAUUUUACCGAGGUUUCAUCACAAGGGAGUGUUUCUUGUAGCAGUAACCAUGCAGCUUGGUCCAUAACUAAGUGCUCAGAGCAGUCAUGUGCACCACAAUUAAGGCUGAUCAUACAGGUAAUAUUCUGAAUGAAGCGUGAGGAGAAUCUCUAAGCCUGUGUGUUACAUGUUUUAGUCAACAAUGACACUUGGAAGAAUAAACAGGUUUGUUUUUUUUUCUCUUUAUGAAUAAUGUGACUUGGUCUUACGCAAAUUUUCUAUUUCUUAAACUACUAUGAUAUACAAGUGCUAUUCGGCAUAAGGAAACAGUACUGCUGCUUUAGUGGUAAAGAGAAGGAAGUAUUCUGUUUAGCUGUAUCUGGUAUUGCAUGUUUAAACACGAAUUUAUUUUCUGGGAAUUAGAUCUUUUUUUUUCUCAAGGUACUUCACUGCUGACACUGAAGAAAAAAUGUAAUUCAUAACUUGCACUAAAUGUAUAUUUCUUUUCUUAAAAAUUUACCAUUCUUAUUUAUAUUUUUAUGGAUUAAAAUUUAUAAAAUGCAGAUAAGUUAGUAUCGCACUUAAAUAAUUUUACCUUUUUAAUGUGAUUUUUAUAGACUAAUUCAGACUUACAAAUAUGGAGAUCUGAACAAAGUUUACAUGGGAGCAAGGGUUAAAAAAGGUGGUGGUUAUUUCUUUAUGAUCCAAUAUGUACAUAAAUUUUUCUGAUCGUUCACUGCCAUCCCCUAGAUUAUGUCUUCUGACCUGUCCAUUUUGACUCAUUAACUGGAAAGUUGAAGCACUACAAAUCACUUUGCAGAGUAAACCAAAAGAUAGUGUUAACCAUUUUUAUAAACAAGUGAAAAAAACAAUAGAAUUUCAGAUAUUCCAGUUAUAAUUUUAAUCUGAAUGUAACCUUUGAAAUCUCUUAGAGAGUAGGUCACAUCCAUAAAUGUUCAUGGAUGUUUUGAGUAUUCACAGUAUGCAUUUUUGCAGGAUAAAUUGAAAUGUACUGGGAUAAAUGUUUGGGAAUUUUUUAUUUGGAAACAUAUUUCUUAAUGAUGGUCUUUCCAUUAUUGGCUGUGGCAGCUUCUCAAAGGACUGGCCUAAGUAUUCUGUGGUAAUGCAUUUUAGCUAAGAAAAUGCAUUUUUGUAGGCAGCUGUCUUCAGCACAUCUGGUGAGCUGCUUUUACACUUUGGAAAUGAUUCUUCUCUCUUUAGUUCUAAAUAUACCUUUAAGACUGUAAGAUCCCAUAACAGCUGUAAGAUCCUGAAGAUAUAUAAAACCAUGAAGCCAUAUUAGAAUGACAAUUGAAAAACUGAGCAAGACUUUAGGAAUUAUAUAAAACAUCCCUAGUUGUGCUAUCUGCUAAAAGUUAGGGUUUUGUCCUAGUUACUUCCUCCCUCAAGCAAACUCCAAGUUCAUUUGGUGAUCAGAAUGAAAUAAUUUAUAAAUGAAAAUCCUAUAUACUGUAUCUCCAGUGUGUCUUAAGUGUAUUUGCAGUGUGUGUGUGUGGGGGGGGGGGCUGCACUGCUAAAGCUUGAACUGCUCACCACUGACUACUGAAUAACUGCUUGUCCUAGUUAACAAACCGUCAAAGGAGAACUUGGUUUCUUUGCAGAUAGCUUCAUACAUUAAUCUUUGAUGGAUUUUAUUUUCCACAUUUCCUUUCUGGUUUUAGAUCUUUUUAAUGCUCAUCCUACUUCAGAGACUGACAUUUCUGGGUGGAUAUUCAGGAUGGAUGUUAAUUUUCUUGGUAUAUUUCUAUCCCCAUUGUCUUACUGCUGAAAUAUUAGAAAAGCACCAUAUUUCUAAUGCAUUCAUAGUAGUUUCUUUCCAUUUUAUCCUUUGUCUUACCUUUAUUUCUGAUGUCUGCUUUUCAACCAAAUGAUGAAAUAGUGGAGACCAUGAAAUAAAUGUGCCUGGCUAAUUGGCAAACUGACCAAUAUAAUAAGUGGAGCGCCUUAUUGGAGUACCUUUUUGAGAUGGUAUGAUGAGAAUGGGCAAGGGUGUCAGCAUCUCUUAUUACUGUUUUCAGUUUUGGUUCAUGAAGAAUGGUUAGUUUGUUAAUCUGUGAUGUUGCCUAGAGCUGUAUUUAUCUUUUUAUUUAUACUAGUGUAGUAAAGCUGCAUUUCAUUACAGUAAAUAUGGUUACUGUGAUGAGUUAAUCAGAAAAUCUAUUAAAAUCUAUAUGACAAUG
This is a messenger RNA of Erinaceus europaeus (western European hedgehog), 5370 nucleotides long. It is a transcript of the gene CLCN3, whose product is annotated as chloride voltage-gated channel 3. Bases 154 to 2670 code for a protein of 838 amino acids. NCBI's taxonomy places the organism in Eukaryota, Metazoa, Chordata, Mammalia, Eulipotyphla, Erinaceidae. The transcript is spliced from 13 exons. Gene Ontology annotation, cellular component: Golgi apparatus; synaptic vesicle; membrane. Gene Ontology annotation, molecular function: voltage-gated chloride channel activity. Gene Ontology annotation, biological process: transmembrane transport; chloride transport. The record is from RefSeq and is a predicted model, not a curated record.